AUGAAGAUCCUUGUCGGAGUCAAGAGAGUGGUUGAUUAUGCCGUUAAGAUUCGCGUUAAGCCGGACCGAUCCGGAGUGUUCACUGAAGGUGUCCAACACAGUAUGAAUCCAUUCGACGAGAUUGCCCUCGAGGAAGCUGUGAAGCUGAAGGAGAAGAAGCUGGCUACUGAAGUAGUUGCUUUUUCGCUGGGAGGACCAAAAUCUGCUGAAGUGCUCAGAACAGCUCUUGCUAAAGGAGCUGACAAAGCUAUUCAUGUUCAAGUCUCUGACGACGAAGCCGGAAAAUUGGAGUCGUUCCACGUCGCAAAGACCCUCCAGAAGAUUGUCGAACAAGAGAAGUUUGACGCAGUCUUCCUUGGAAAGCAGGCUAUUGAUGACGAUUCUUCCCAAACCGCUCCAAUCCUUGCUGGUCUCCUCGAUUGGCCACAAGCACUCUAUGCUUCGAAAGUUGAAGAAGGAGGUUCUGGACACAUGAAAGUGACCAGAGAAAUUGAUGUAGGACUUGAUACCAUUAAGGUAAAAGUUCCAUUCGUCUUGUCGGCAGAUCUCCGUCUCAACGAGCCACGUUACGCAACUCUCCCAAACAUCAUGAAAGCUAAGAAGAAGCCACUUAAGAAUAUCCCAAUCAAGGAUCUUGGUGUUGACAUCACCCCACAAACUGAGACAGUCGAAGUUACAGAGCCACCAGUUCGCAAGGCCGGAGGAUUCGUCGAAGAUGUUUCCGCUCUUGUCGCCAAGCUGAAGGAGAAGGGAUUCGUCAAGGCUUAA
Caenorhabditis briggsae is the source of this 768-nucleotide messenger RNA. Gene Ontology annotation, cellular component: cytosol. NCBI's taxonomy places the organism in Eukaryota, Metazoa, Nematoda, Chromadorea, Rhabditida, Rhabditidae. Gene Ontology annotation, molecular function: electron transfer activity. The transcript is spliced from 3 exons. The record is from RefSeq and is a predicted model, not a curated record. Bases 1 to 768 code for a protein of 255 amino acids.